Messenger RNA from Protopolystoma xenopodis, 498 nucleotides. The record is from the annotation of a GenBank genome assembly. NCBI's taxonomy places the organism in Eukaryota, Metazoa, Platyhelminthes, Monogenea, Polystomatidea, Polystomatidae.
AAGGUGGAACUCUCUUCACAUCUCACGCCACUGCAUCAGCAUUCCGCACCAAUUUGCCGUGAAAAUGGACAUUUCAUUUGUGUUCCGGCUUGUACAAUUGCCGAGUUAUUGGCUGCCAACUUUGGUGAAAGGUUUCUGCUGGCACCUUUUCACAGACGGGCCCGACCUGUCUGUCUGCGUGUUGCUGUGACGACGGUUGGCGCUCGUCGUUUCAGACGAGACGAAAACCAGAGUUGUAAAGGACUGCAAAGUCGGCCGGCGGAUCACGCAGCCGGUUUCGGCAAUUACCAAAUCUGCUCGCAGAUGCCCGCCUCACGCCAUCUUCUUCGUCCACACUCCCUCCGUCCGCCCGACACCCACUCGGGCACUUGGGCACUUGGGCAGUCGGGCCGACGCGCAGGAGUUGUUGGUAGAUUGGCUCGGCGGGUGGCCAGCCCGAACCGGCUCUUUGAGGCGUCCUCUUCGCCGGCCAUCGUCGAAACUCUCUGGGGGCCUUGA